CUCCUCGCGUCAACAGCGGAGGCCUUGCGGCCUGGGUUUACUCCAGCGCUGCUGACGUAACGUCAUCUUGCGGGACGUGGACGGAAGAAAAAGGGGAGUAAGCCGGCGCGAGAGACGCGUGGCGUGGAGUGCGGGCCGGGUGGUGGGGCCCAGCGGCUGAGGCGAGGCAGAUACCUUGGUCAGUGACCACCUCACAGCAUGUUGAGUCAAGUCUGCCGCUCUGGGUUCCAGUCCUUCCCUCAGCGUCUCCUGCCCUGGGUCCAGUCCACAGUACUCUCCAGAUCUCGUCGUAUUCAGCCCUCAGCCAUCAGACAUGUCCGUUCUUGGAGCAACAUCCCCUUUAUCACUGUGCCCCUCAGUCGUACACAUGGCAAGUCUUUUGCCCACCGCAGUGAGCUGAAGCAUGCAAAGAGAAUUGUGGUGAAACUCGGAAGUGCCGUGGUGACCCGAGGGGAUGAAUGUGGCCUGGCCCUGGGCCGCCUGGCGUCUAUUGUUGAGCAGGUGUCAGUGCUGCAGAAUCAAGGCCGAGAGAUGAUGCUGGUGACAAGUGGAGCUGUAGCCUUUGGCAAGCAACGCUUGCGCCAUGAAAUCCUUCUGUCUCAGAGUGUAAGGCAGGCCCUACACUCAGGGCAGAACCACCUGAAAGAGAUGGCAAUUCCAGUCUUAGAAGCCCGAGCCUGUGCAGCUGCUGGACAGAGUGGGCUGAUGGCCUUGUAUGAAGCCAUGUUUACCCAGUACAGCAUCUGUGCUGCCCAGAUUUUGGUGACCAAUUUGGAUUUCCAUGAUGAACAGAAGCGCCGGAACCUCAAUGGGACUCUUCAUGAGCUUCUCCGAAUGAACAUCGUCCCCAUUGUCAACACAAACGAUGCCGUUGUCCCUCCAGCAGAGCCCAAUAGUGAUCUCCAGGGGGUAAAUGUUAUUAGUGUUAAAGAUAAUGAUAGCCUGGCUGCCCGUCUGGCUGUGGAAAUGAAGACUGACCUCUUAAUUGUUCUUUCAGAUGUAGAAGGUCUCUUUGACAGCCCCCCAGGGUCAGAUGAUGCAAAGCUCAUUGAUAUAUUUUAUCCUGGUGAUCAGCAGUCUGUGACAUUUGGAACCAAGUCCAGAGUUGGAAUGGGUGGCAUGGAAGCCAAGGUGAAAGCGGCUCUCUGGGCUUUACAAGGUGGUACUUCUGUGGUCAUUGCCAAUGGGACCCACCCCAAGGUGUCCGGGCAUGUCAUCACAGACAUUGUGGAGGGAAAGAAAGUUGGCACCUUCUUUUCCGAAGUAAAACCUGCAGGCCCUACUGUGGAGCAGCAGGGAGAAAUGGCUCGAUCAGGAGGAAGGAUGUUGGCCACUUUGGAACCUGAGCAGAGAGCAGAGAUUAUCCAUCACCUGGCCGAUCUGUUGACAGACCAGCGAGAUGAGAUCCUGUUAGCCAACAAAAAAGACUUGGAGGAGGCCGAAGGGAGACUUGCAACUCCUCUGCUGAAACGUUUGAGCCUCUCCACGUCUAAAUUGAACAGCCUGGCCAUCGGUCUGCGGCAGAUCGCAGCCUCCUCCCAGGAGAGUGUGGGGCGGGUUUUGCGCCGGACGCGAAUUGCGAAAGACUUGGAACUAGAACAAGUCACUGUCCCAAUUGGAGUUUUAUUGGUCAUCUUCGAAUCUCGCCCUGACUGCCUACCCCAGGUGGCAGCCUUGGCUAUAGCAAGUGGUAAUGGCUUGUUACUCAAAGGAGGGAAGGAGGCCUCACACAGCAACCGAAUCCUUCACCUCCUGACCCAGGAGGCACUCUCAAUCCAUGGAGUCAAGGAAGCUGUACAGCUGGUGAAUACCAGAGAAGAAGUAGAAGAUCUUUGCCGCUUAGACAAAAUGAUAGAUCUGAUCAUUCCACGAGGCUCUUCUCAGCUGGUUAGAGACAUCCAGAAAGCUGCUAAGGGCAUCCCAGUGAUGGGGCACAGUGAAGGCAUCUGCCACAUGUACGUGGAUUCAGAGGCCAGUGUCGACAAGGUCACCAGGCUAGUUAGAGACUCUAAAUGUGAAUAUCCAGCUGCCUGUAAUGCUUUAGAGACUCUGUUAAUCCACCGAGACCUGCUGAGAACACCAUUGUUUGACCAGAUCAUUGACAUGCUGAGAGUGGAACAGGUGAAGAUUCAUGCAGGCCCCAAGUUCGCUUCUUAUCUGACCUUCAGCCCAUCUGAAGUGAAGUCCCUCCGAACUGAGUACGGGGACCUGGAGCUGUGCAUUGAAGUGGUGGACAGCGUGCAGGACGCCAUCGACCACAUCCACAAGUAUGGCAGCUCACACACGGACGUCAUCGUCACUGAAAACGAGAAGACAGCUGAGUUCUUCCUCCAACAUGUGGACAGUGCCUGUGUGUUCUGGAAUGCCAGCACUCGCUUCUCUGAUGGCUACCGCUUUGGGCUGGGAGCUGAAGUGGGAAUAAGUACAUCUCGGAUCCACGCCCGGGGGCCAGUGGGACUAGAAGGACUACUGACUACCAAGUGGCUGCUGCGAGGGCAGGACCACGUGGUCUCGGACUUCUCAGAGCACGGAAGUUUAAAGUACCUUCAUGAGAACCUCCCUAUUCCUCAGCGAAACACCAACUGAGAGCCUUCAGAGGAGAGCUGGGCAUGUUCUGAGGGGUCUUCACAGUGAAGCUCAUCUCAAGCAUCUCGGGGUGAGCCUGGUUGUCUCCCACCUCCUGGUAGGACCUGCCUGUUGGAAAGUGCACCUCCAUGCUUCUGGGCUGUGUGGCAAGAUCAGUCUAGGCUAAGGACUCGCGUUCCAGCCCCCCCUUCUCUUUUUUUCUUUUCUCUUUAAGUUAGAAAAUAAUUGCUCUAGAUAGGGAUUUUGCAUAAUUGCUACAGAGAGGGACUUUGCUUCACAUAGUGCAAUUCCUUUUGAUGAUAAAAAUAGAAAGGUGCGGUUUUCCCACAUAAAAGGCAAUGGAAAAAUCACAGUCGCUUUUUACCUUUUAUCACCUCAAUGAGGUAGAGUCUCUCUUGGCAUGUGGUUGUUACAAGAGCCAGUCGUACCUGACAAGUCUCUCCACAUUUCAUUUCUUUCACAUUCUUGGUCUUCAAAAAUGAGAGAUUUGGAAUUUGGAGAGGGGCAGUUCUUAUUAGCAUUUUCAUCAGAAACAGUCACAGAGAUGGACUGAAUCAUUUGUACUGGGCAGGUUGGCCUUCUGUAUUUAUUUGCGGAGUGAAUAUAAAAAGCUUCCUAGCUGCUUGGUAGCCUCUCCGGAUCCAGAGCUCAGCCCUACUUGUGACGCGGUUGGAGCCAAAGCUGUGGAUGGGAGGUGCAAGUUUGAGGAUGAAGUACCUGCCGCCAUAAUGCUUGAAAUUUUUAUAUGAGUUAUUUUGUCAUCCUGUCCUUUCUCUCCAAAACAAAAAAUUAGAGAAUUAUUUUAAUACUUUGGAUUCUUCCCCCCUUUUUGAGAAAUAAAGUUCUUAUGA
Budorcas taxicolor (takin) is the source of this 3437-nucleotide messenger RNA. RefSeq names its product aldehyde dehydrogenase 18 family member A1 (gene ALDH18A1). Bases 199 to 2586 code for a protein of 795 amino acids. Gene Ontology annotation, molecular function: ATP binding; glutamate-5-semialdehyde dehydrogenase (NADP+) activity; glutamate 5-kinase activity. The record is from RefSeq and is a predicted model, not a curated record. The transcript has 18 exons. NCBI's taxonomy places the organism in Eukaryota, Metazoa, Chordata, Mammalia, Artiodactyla, Bovidae. Gene Ontology annotation, cellular component: mitochondrion; cytoplasm.